Messenger RNA from Glycine soja, 2025 nucleotides. Its product is annotated as protein RICE SALT SENSITIVE 3-like. The record is from RefSeq and is a predicted model, not a curated record. NCBI's taxonomy places the organism in Eukaryota, Viridiplantae, Streptophyta, Magnoliopsida, Fabales, Fabaceae. The coding region runs from base 526 to 1797 and encodes 423 amino acids. The transcript is spliced from 7 exons.
UCAGAAGCAGAAGAAAACCCAAAGUCACCAACUCUAGCAGACUUUGCACCCGCGGAAGAAAGAAUUUUUUGUGGUAGCAGAGACAAACAAACAAACAAAGGGGUAAAACCAAAUCGGUUCCUAACUCCCUUCCUCCUUCCCUCACCCCUCGCAUGCUGCUUUUUUCUUUCUCUCUUUCUUUGUUGUAUUGUGCUUUGUUGUAAGAGACAGAAAGAGGAUAAAAGCUGUCCCCACAGUUUUUCAUGGCAACAAGAUACUCAUCUCCUCUCUCCCUGUUUUCCCUGCCAAAGUAACCUCGUUAGUGACAAACAAAAAGCUCUCUCACACUGAGUGAAAGAAAGAGAACAAUUUUGAGGACAAAGUGAAGAGAGAAAGAAAAGAAGAGUGAGUUGUUUCAGACAGUAGUAGUUAGAUAGAGAAGGUGGAAGUGGAAAAAGGGUGUUUGUUGUAUUGUGAAGUGAAACAAGGGGUGGGGGUGGUGUGAAACAAAAAAAGGUGUAUAGUGAGAGAGAAAGAGAGAGAGAGAUGGUGGGCUCAGGAACAACAACAACAACAGAUAGAAGCAAAGAAGCUGUUGGGAUGAUGGCCCUUCAUGAGGCCCUCAGAAGUGUGUGUCUCAACUCAGAUUGGACUUACUCUGUCUUCUGGACCAUUCGUCCUCGCCCAAGAGUGAGAGGUGGCAAUGGGUGCAAGGUUGGGGAUGAUAACGGCAGCUUGAUGUUGAUGUGGGAAGAUGGGUUUUGCCGAGGAAGAGUUUCAGAUUGUUUGGAAGAGAUUGAUGGAGAGGAUCCUAUCAGGAAAUCUUUUAGCAAAAUGUCCAUUCAGUUAUAUAAUUAUGGAGAAGGGUUGAUGGGAAAGGUUACAUCUGAUAAGUGCCACAAAUGGGUCUUUAAAGAGCCUACGGAAUGUGAGCCUAAUAUCUCCAACUACUGGCAGAGCUCCUUUGAUGCUCUUCCUCCUGAAUGGAUAGAUCAGUUUGAGUCAGGCAUUCAGACAAUCGCUGUGAUUCAAGCUGGGCAUGGCCUUCUGCAACUUGGUUCUUGCAAGAUUAUUCCAGAAGACCUCCAUUUUGUGCUAAGAAUGAGACACACUUUUGAAUCUCUAGGCUAUCAAUCAGGGUUCUACCUCUCCCAACUCUUCUCUUCAACAAGGAACACAUCCUCUUCCACUUCCCUUUCUUCAAAACCAUCCUCCAUUCCAACUAGGCCACCCCCUCCACUCCUCAACUGGGGUCAGAGACCACUUGGAUCUUCCGCUUCUAUGCUACCCUCUCCCACCUUUCAGCAUGCAGCCAGAAUGGGGUUCCCACAGGCCAAAGAUGAGACCCAUAUGUUCCUCAUGCCUCAUGCAUCAGAACAUGCAAGAAUGGGAGACAUCAUGGGGGAGCAUGAGAAUGACAUAAAAUGGCCAAAUGGCUUAUCCAUCUUCAAUGCACUCACUGGAAGAUCUGAUGAUGCUAAACUCUUGUUCAAUCAAGAGAGCUUGGGGGGCAAACCAAGUGAUGAUCACAAUCACCACCACCACCACCACCACUCUCUCAACCCAAAUAAUCCCACCUCAUCAGUGCAAAAUGCUAAUAGUGUGGCAAACCCAAAUGAGUUCUUGAGCUUGGAUAGCCACACUGAAGGAGGAGGGGCAAGGAAACUGGACAAGUUCAAGAGGUGCUUCACUCUACCUGCUAGAAUGACUUCAUCUUCAUCUUCUACUUCAAUGGAUCACCAUCAACAAGCAGGUGUGGAGUAUAGGAAUUCAGGAGGUAGUAUGUACCAGGAUGUCAUGGAGACCUUUUUGGAGUGAAUGUGGGGAGAAUAAGGUAAGUUGUGUUUGGGAAAUGAAGACGAAAAAGUUGUAUUUAGGCAUAGUAGUUAUUUUGUGUUCCUUAAUUUUCGUGUGUUAAGCUUUCUUUCCUUUUUGUAUCCUGUGUUUUUUCUUUUCAUUUCUGUCAUCCACUCAGAGGGACUUCAUUAAUGACAAUUUCUUUCUUUUUGUUUGAUUAGACAUGGAAGUUUUCAUGCUUUUUACAUA